Molecule: messenger RNA, 7103 nt
Organism: Anopheles coustani
Lineage: Eukaryota; Metazoa; Arthropoda; Insecta; Diptera; Culicidae
Gene: rudimentary
Product: CAD protein
Exons: 7
Coding region: 67-6870 (2267 amino acids)
Biological process (GO): L-glutamine metabolic process; 'de novo' pyrimidine nucleobase biosynthetic process; L-arginine biosynthetic process
Cellular component (GO): carbamoyl-phosphate synthase complex; cytoplasm
Molecular function (GO): metal ion binding; amino acid binding; hydrolase activity, acting on carbon-nitrogen (but not peptide) bonds, in cyclic amides
Source: RefSeq, a predicted model, not a curated record
CCCAGCCAGUCUAACACCGCACGCCAGCAACGCAUUUUAAGUUUCUAUUCGCUGUACAAGAGACACAUGGACCUACAGAGCAAGGCGUCGGUGCCGCCGGUGGUAAAAGGUGGUGCACCGGAGAAGGAUGGUGGCGAGUACAGGACGACGACGGCGUCGCUGGUGCUCGAGGAUGGCACGAUCCUGCACGGGCAUCCAUUCGGUGCGACGGGCGACGUCGAUGGCGAGGUCGUCUUCCAGACGGGCAUGGUCGGGUACCCGGAGUCGAUGACCGACCCGUCCUACCACGGGCAGAUACUGGUGCUGACGUACCCGCUGAUCGGCAACUAUGGCAUCCCGGACGCGGACCUGGACGAGUGCGGACUGAUGCGGCACUUCGAGUCGAACAACCGCAUCUGGACGGCGGGGCUGGUGGUGGGCGAGAUCUGCGAGGAGCCGUCGCACUGGCGCAGCAAGCUCACGCUGUCCCAGUGGAUGGCCAAGCAUGGUGUGCCGGGCAUCAGCGGCAUCGAUACGCGUGCUCUCACGAAGAAGAUCCGCGAGCAUGGCACCGUCUUGGGAAAGAUUGUUCAGUCGCGCGUGGAAACGAUCGCGGGGUUUAGCUUCAAGAACCAGAACCUACGCAACCUGGUGAAGGAGGUAUCACUGGCGCAACCGACGACGUACAACGAGUCGGGCUCGCCCCGCAUUUGUGCGAUCGACUGCGGGUUGAAGCUGAACCAGGUGCGAUGCUUCGUGCAGCGUGGGGCCCGAGUGGACGUGAUGCCGUGGAACGCACGCCCCAACCCGGCCGACUUCGAUGGUCUGUUUCUGUCGAACGGUCCGGGAGAUCCGGAGAUGUGCCGCGACGUGGUGGAUAAUCUCCGGUGGGUGUUGCAGAACACGAUGAAGCCCAUCUUUGGCAUCUGCCUCGGGCAUCAGAUUCUGGCGACGGCGGCCGGAUGCCGGACGUUCAAGAUGCGCUACGGAAACCGGGGCCACAACCUGCCGUGCAUGCACCGGGGCACGCGACGUUGCUAUAUGACGUCGCAGAACCACGGCUUUGCGGUCGACUCGGCCGAGAUGCCGACGGGCUGGGAGGAGCUGUUCACCAACCUGAACGAUGGCACCAACGAGGGGUUGGUGCACGAGAGCAAGCCGUACUUUAGUGUGCAGUUCCACCCGGAGCAUACGGCCGGGCCGGCUGACCUGGAGGUGCUGUUCGAUGUGUUCCUGGAGCUGGUACGCGAGUGCAAGGCUGGCGGGAUGGUCCCCAGUGUACGCGAGAGACUCAACGAGCGGCUCCGCUUCACGCCACCCGUUCCCGUCGACCUGGAGCGCCCAAAGAAGGUGCUGAUCCUGGGCUCCGGCGGGUUGUCGAUUGGGCAGGCGGGCGAGUUCGACUACUCGGGCUCGCAGGCCAUCAAGGCACUGAAGGAGGAGCGCAUUCAGACGGUGCUGAUCAACCCGAACAUCGCGACGGUGCAGACCUCGAAGGGGCUGGCAGAUAAGGUGUACUUCCUACCGUUGACGGUCGAGUACGUCGAGCAGGUCAUCAAGGCGGAACGUCCCGGUGGCGUGCUGCUGACGUUCGGUGGCCAAACGGCCCUCAACUGCGGCGUGGAGCUCGAGCGGGCCGGAGUGUUUGCCCGCUACGGCAUCCGCAUUCUCGGUACACCCAUUCGAUCGAUCAUUGAGACCGAGGACCGGAAGCUGUUCGCCGAGCGUGUGGCCGAGAUUGGCGAGCGGGUGGCCCCGUCGGCCGCCGUCUACUCGCUCGGCGAAGCGCUGGAGGCGGCCGAACGCAUUGGCUAUCCGGUGAUGGCACGUGCUGCCUUCUCGCUCGGUGGACUGGGCUCCGGGUUCGCCAGCAACGCCGACGAGCUGCGCACCCUGGCGAGCCACGCACUGGCCCACUCCAGCCAGCUGAUCAUCGACAAGUCGCUGAAGGGCUGGAAGGAGGUCGAGUACGAGGUGGUGCGCGACGCCUACGACAACUGCAUCACGGUGUGCAACAUGGAGAACGUCGAUCCACUCGGCAUCCACACGGGCGAGAGCAUCGUGGUGGCGCCGUCGCAGACGCUCUCGAACCGCGAGUACAACAUGCUGCGCACGACCGCCAUCCGCGUGAUCCGCCAUUUUGGUGUGGUGGGCGAGUGCAACAUCCAGUACGCGCUAUGUCCGGAGUCGGAGGAGUACUACAUCAUCGAGGUGAACGCGCGGCUGUCGCGCAGCUCGGCGCUGGCCAGCAAGGCGACCGGCUAUCCGCUCGCGUACGUGGCCGCGAAGCUGGCCCUCGCCGUCCCCCUGCCCGACAUCCGCAACUCGGUGACCGGCGUGACGACGGCCUGCUUCGAGCCGAGCCUCGACUACUGCGUGGUGAAGAUGCCACGCUGGGAUCUGGCGAAGUUUGCGCGCGUCAGCAAGAACAUCGGCAGCUCGAUGAAGAGCGUCGGCGAGGUGAUGGCGAUCGGGCGCACGUUCGAGGAAGCGUUCCAGAAGGCGCUCCGCAUGGUCGACAGUGUGAACGGGUUCGACCCGUAUCUGAAGGCGGUGAACGAGCAGGAGUUGCGAGAACCCACCGACAAGCGUAUGUUUGUGCUGGCCGCGGCCUUGCGGGCCGGGUACACCGUCGAGCAGCUGUACGAGCUGACCAAGAUCGACCGAUGGUUCCUGCGCAAGCUGCGUGGCAUCAUCGACUUUACGGUGCGCCUCGAGGCGGUUGGUGAUGGGGUGCAGGGCCUACGGGUGGGAUUGCUGCGGGAGGCCAAGCGGCUCGGGUUCUCCGACCGCAUGAUAGCGCAGUGCGUCAAGAGCACGGAGCUGGCGGUGCGCACGGUGCGCAAGGAGCUGGGAGUGCUGCCGUUCGUCAAGCAGAUCGACACGGUGGCGGGCGAGUGGCCGGCGGCCACCAACUAUCUCUACCUCACGUACAGCGCGUCCGAGAACGACGUCGACUUCCCGGGCCAGUACACGAUGGUGAUCGGGUCGGGCGUGUACCGCAUCGGCAGCUCGGUCGAGUUUGACUGGUGUGCGGUCGGGUGCCUGCGGGAGUUGCGCAACCUCGGGCGCAAGACGAUCAUGGUCAACUACAACCCGGAGACGGUCAGUACCGACUACGACAUGUGCGACCGGCUGUACUUCGAGGAGAUCUCGUUCGAGGUGGUGAUGGACAUCUACGACACCGAGCAGCCGGAGGGUGUCAUCCUCUCGAUGGGCGGCCAGCUGCCGAACAACAUCGCGAUGGACCUGCACCGGCAGCAGGCCCGCAUCCUCGGCACCUCGCCCGAGUCCGUCGACAGCGCGGAGAACCGGUUCAAGUUCUCCCGCCUGCUCGACCGCAAGGGCAUUCUGCAGCCGCGCUGGAAGGAGCUGACGAACCUGCAGUCGGCGAUCGCGUUCUGCGAGGAGGUGGGCUACCCGUGCCUGGUGCGACCCUCCUACGUGCUGUCCGGCGCGGCGAUGAACGUGGCCUACUCGAACCAGGACCUCGAGACGUACCUGCAGCACGCGUCCGACGUCAGCAAGGAGCACCCGGUGGUGAUCUCCAAGUUCCUGGUCGAGGCGAAGGAGAUCGAUGUAGACGCGGUGGCCGCCGACGGCGAGAUCCUCUGCCUGGCCGUGUCCGAGCACGUGGAGAACGCGGGUGUCCACUCGGGUGACGCGACGCUGGUCACGCCCCCGCAGGACAUCAAUCGCGAAACGCUGGAGCGCAUCAAGGAGAUUGCGCGCGACAUCGCCGCGCUGCUCGACGUGACCGGCCCGUUCAACAUGCAGCUGAUCGCCAAGAACAACGAGCUGAAGGUGAUCGAAUGCAACGUGCGCGUCUCGCGCUCGUUCCCCUUCGUCUCGAAAACGCUCGACCAUGACUUUGUGGCACUGGCGACGCGGGUCAUCGUCGGGCUGGCGGUGGAACCGGUUGACGUGAUGCGUGGAUGUGGCAGGGUCGGCGUCAAGGUGCCCCAGUUCAGCUUCGCCCGGUUGGCCGGGGCCGAUGUGCAGCUGGGCGUGGAGAUGGCAUCGACCGGCGAGGUCGCCUGCUUCGGCGACAAUCGCUACGAGGCGUACCUCAAGGCGAUGAUGUCGACCGGCUUCCAGAUCCCGAAGAAAUCCAUCCUGCUCAGUAUCGGCAGCUACAAACACAAAAUGGAGCUGCUGCCCGCUAUACGCAUCCUGGACAAGAUGGGUUACAAACUGUACGCAUCGAUGGGUACGGGUGAUUUUUACACCGAGCAUGGCGUUGCGGUGGAAAGCGUGCAGUGGACGUUCGACUCGCUGGCGACCACCGACGACAAUGGCGGACCGCCGGGGAAUGAGCUGCGCCAUCUGGCGGAGUACCUGUCGAACAAGCAGUUCGAUCUGGUGAUCAACCUGCCGAUGAGUGGGGGCGGUGCCCGCCGGGUGUCCUGCUUCAUGACGCACGGCUACCGGACGCGUCGGCUGGCCGUCGACUACUCGAUCCCGCUGGUGACGGACGUGAAGUGCGCCAAGCUGCUGGUGGAGGCGAUGCGCCGCAUCGGCGGGGCGCCCCCGAUGAAGACGCACACCGACUGCAUCUCGUCGCGGCGCAUGGUGAAGCUGCCCGGGUUCAUCGACGUGCACGUACACCUGCGCGAGCCGGGAGCCACGCACAAGGAGACGUUUGCGACGGGCACGGCGGCGGCGCUGGCGGGCGGCAUCACGAUGGUGCUGGCGAUGCCCAACACCCAGCCGGCCAUCGUCGACCGGGCCGCGCUCCAGCACGCCCAGGAGCUGGCCGCCAAGGGGGCGCGCUGCGACUACGCGCUAUAUGUCGGGGCGUCGUCCGCUAACUACGGCAGCGUGCACGAGCUGGCGUCGCAGGCGGCCGCCCUCAAGAUGUACCUGAACGAGACGUUCACGACGCUGCGGCUGAACGGGAUGCUGGUGUGGCGCGCGCACCUCGCCAACUGGCCGAAGAGGGCGCCACUGUGCGUGCACGCCGAGCGCGAAACAAUGGCCGCCGUCCUGCUGCUGGCGUCGCUCGCUGACCGCCCCGUGCAUGUGUGCCACGUCGCCCGCAAGGAGGAGAUCCUGGUGAUCAAGGCGGCUAAGGAACGCGGCCUCAAGGUGACGUGCGAGGUGUGCCCACACCACCUGUUCCUCUCGACGGCCGACUGCGAGCGGCUGGGGCCGGGCUGGGCCGAGGUGCGUCCCGUCCUGUGCAGUCCCGAGGAUCAGCAGGCGCUCUGGGACAACCUGGACGUGGUGGACGUGUUCGCGACGGACCACGCGCCGCACACGCGCGACGAGAAGCAGGCAGGUGACAAGGCCCCGCCCGGUUUCCCCGGGCUCGAGACCAUCCUGCCGCUGCUGCUGAACGCCGUCAGCGAGGGCCGCCUCACACUGGACGAGCUGGUGGCCAAGUUCCACCGCAACCCGCGCCGCAUCUUCAACCUGCCCGAGCAGCCCAACACCUACGUCGAGGUGGACUUCGACGAGGAGUGGACCAUCCCAGACCGGCCACUCCACUCCAAGGCGCACUGGACGCCGUUCGCCGGCAUGCGCGUCAAGGGCUGCGUGCACCGGGUGGUGUUGCGCGGUGAGACGGCCUACGUCGACGGGCUGGUGCUGGUAGCGCCCGGCUACGGCCAGAACGUGCGCGACUGGCCCGCGCGCCGCUCCACCCUCACCGCCGGCAACUCCAUCGAGCAGAUCAACGCGUCGCUCGAGGCGCUCGACACCUCCCUUGGCAGCCCCUUGGGGCCGGUCGCCUCCCUUCGCCCUCCGCACGAUCCGGCCUGGUUCGAGCCGGCCGACGGUCACACCAACGACGUCUUCUUCCGCCUCCUGGCACAAGAUCCUCCACCCGCGGCCGGCAAGCAACCGGCCCCGGCAACACUCGGCGUCCAUUUCGCCGAGCAGACGGUACGGCCCGUAUCCCCCGCACCGCGCACCCGGUGCGACUCCGCCAGCGCCAGCUACGUGGCGCCGGCCCCGCGCGACCGGAACCUCGCCGGCCGUCACGUCCUCACCGUCGGCAUGUUCACCAAGGAGCACCUGAACGAGAUCUUCCACCUCGCGCAGACGAUGAAGGCGCGCGUCGCCAAGGACCGCCCGCUCGACGAUCUGCUGCGCGGCAAGGUGAUGGCGUCCAUCUUCUACGAGGUGAGCACGCGCACCAGCUGCAGCUUCGCCGCCGCCAUGCAGCGGCUCGGCGGGCGCGUCGUGCACAUCGACGAGACGUCCUCGUCCGCGCGCAAGGGCGAAACGCUCGAGGACAGCAUCCAGGUGAUGGCUGGCUACGCCGACGUCGUCGUCCUGCGUCACCCAACCCCUGGAGCCGUUGAGCGCGCCGCCCAGCACUGCCGGAAGCCGCUGAUCAAUGCGGGCGAUGGUGUCGGCGAGCAUCCGACCCAGGCCCUGCUGGACAUCUUCACCAUCCGCGAGGAGAUCGGCACGGUGAACGGGCUGACGAUCACGAUGGUCGGCGACCUGAAGCACGGCCGCACCGUGCACUCGCUCGCCCGCCUGCUCACGCUCUACAACGUCAACCUGCGGUACGUCUGCCCGGCCGGGCUCGAGAUGCCCGACCGCGUCAAGGAGUUCGUCGACCGGAAGCGCAUCUCCCAGCGCCAGUUCGACAGCCUCGAGGAGGCGAUCGCCGAAACGGACGUCCUCUACAUGACGCGCAUCCAGCGGGAACGCUUCGCCAGCGAGCAGGACUACGAGAAGUGCUGCGGGCAGCUGGUGCUAACGCCUCACCUGAUGACAGUCGCCAAGAGGCGCAUGAUCGUGAUGCAUCCUCUGCCGCGCGUCUUCGAGAUCAGCCCGGAGAUCGACAACGAUCCGCGUGCGGCCUACUUCCGGCAGGCCGAGUACGGCAUGUACGUGCGCAUGGCCCUGCUGGCGAUGGUACUCGGACGGUGCUGAUUUUCUUACCUUCCACAGUUCCUCCUACUAAAACUCUCCUACGGUGGUGGUGGUAGUUUACAUUUAUUUUCCUUUUUUUUUAUUCUUAAGUGUCUUUAUUAACGAAGUUUCAUUCGAAGUAUAGCAGGUCCGCGACCCUUUCAUUCCAUAAAUACAUUUGCGAAGCCCACGGUACAAACGAUUCCUGCCCGCUUGACACGCGUGCCCUACCUUCCAGCUCGCAUGAAAUCAUG